AUGUUAUUUAAAAUUGAUUGCAAAAAUAUUAAACAAAGUAAAUAGCUAACAUUGACAAAUGAAGCAAAAUAUCCAAUUUUAAUUAGGAUUAUAGAUAACAAUUCUUGUAGUAUUAUUCCUUCCUUUUCAUUAUUGAAAUUAAAUGAAAAAAAGAAAUUUUAGAUUUUGUCUAAAUUACCUUUUAAAACAGAAAGCCUUAUUAAGAUUGAAGCUAUAGAAUUUGAUGAAACCAAAAUAAAUACAUUCGUAAUUUAAUUAUCUUCUAAUUCUAAGUCUAUUCCACCAUUCUGGAGAGAAAGAAAUGAGGGUUGCUUAGAGACAUAAUCUCAAUCUCUAUCAUUGCAUUCAUAUUUAUAUGAGUCUAAUGAGUUUGUAUUUGAAAACAAAUCUCCAUCAAUGAAUUAAACAUUUAAUGAUUAAAGUCAGAUCUAAAAUAAUGCAAUUGAAAACUCAUAUGCAUAAAAUAUCUAGUAGAAUAAAUAAAAUAUAAAGGAUAAUGAUAACCAAAAUAGUUUUAAUAAAAGCAUAAAAUCUUAACAAUCUAUAUAAGUAAUAUGUACAAAUAAAAUAUCAAAUGAAAAUAAAUUUGAUCAAUCAUAUUAAUAAAAUAAGAAAAAUUCUAUAAGCAGUUUUGAAUCCUAUAAAUAUAUUUCUACAACUCAAACAUAACCAUAAAUUCUCAAAAUGCCAAAAGAUUUAAAUAAUUUCUUAGAUUAAAUUGAUUCUUCAAAUAGUCCAUUUCUUAUUUAAAUACCCUAGUCUUAAAGUCAUUCAUAAUUUAACUGUCUUGAUAAUGUUUAAUAAGAUAUGAGUAUCAGUGAAACUACUUCAAUAUAAAGAUUUCAUAAUACAAAAUAAUCAGAACCCCAAUUAAGUAAAUCACAAUUCAAUGGGAAAUCAAAGUUUAGAAUUUCGUAACAUCUUAUUAAUCAUCCAAAAUCUACAAUUUAUAAUUAACAAAAUUUAAAUAAAAAUAAGUAACUAGAGGAUUAAUUAUUAAAAUAAAUUGUAAAUUUUUAUAAUUUAUAUAGUCUGAAUUGCAAUUAAAUAAAUAAGAAUUAUAAUAAGAACUCAAAAAAUUAGAAUUCAAAAUCAUAUUCAAUUGUAAAAAUCCAAAUAAAAUUAAUCAUUAACAUUUCUAAAUAUGGCAUAUACUUUUAACAAUUGUUCUAUUUCUAUUAAUUGGAAGCUUUAUGAAAAAACUUGUUCCAUCAUUUUGA
Molecule: messenger RNA, 1220 nt
Organism: Paramecium primaurelia
Lineage: Eukaryota; Ciliophora; Oligohymenophorea; Peniculida; Parameciidae
Source: the annotation of a GenBank genome assembly